AUGGCCAGAGACUCGCGGGACUCGCUGCACGACGCGCCGCACGACGCGCUGCACCAGCUGCACCAGCUGCACCUUGCCGCAUCGCACUCCGACUCCCUCACCACCUUCGACGACCUCACUGCGCCGCCAGCGCCCGCAGCCGCGGGCGAACCCAAGGGCAUAGAGCUGGUGCAGGGCGGCCUGAGUGGCCUCUACAGCCGCAUAAGAGCGUCGGUCGGGGGCGCGAAGGAGGCGGGCAGCGAUGGCGCCGACAGCCUCUCCUCGGGCUCUAGGAAGCGCACAAGCUCCAGACCCAGCGUGAGAGCACGCAGCCCCGGCGGAACCGCGGUAUCGUCCCCCGUCGUCGUCUCGGUGCCCUCGUCCAGGCUGCAGUCGCCCUCGUCCGCCGCCUUCCCAGACGUCGCUCCUCCGCCCUCUCGAGACUCGACGGUGUCGAACGCUACGAUAACAAGCAAGCUCUCGCUCAACGGCUCCAAGUCCUCGCUCCAGACUACGCGCUCCCGACCGUCGGUAGCGCCAAGCACCGAGCCUAGCAGAUCACUCAGGGAAGAUGAAUCCUUCGCGCACAGCCCUGUGAGCACACACUCGCGCGUGCACAGUGGAUCCGCAUUCGACCUGCCCAAGGGAUCUGCAUUCGACCUGCCCAAGACUGGCUCGGUGAAGGACUUCGCGCCAGGCGCAGGAAGCUCUCGCUCACCGCGAUUCGCGCCCGCUCGGGAUGACGGUCUGCGCCGGAAACGAAGCAACAGGGAGUACGGAGCCCAAGACAGCGACGAUACGGAGGACGACAUGGUCGUUGUCGAUGGCGACAAGCCCGUGGACACGGCCGGCUUCAAGUUUCCGCCAGACGCUGUCCGCGACAGCCCCAGCCUUCGAUCAGACAGCACUCGCCCACCAGCGAGCAACCCCAAAGACCAGUCUGACAACGGCUCUGAAGACACCGAGAAGCCGCAGGCCAGCGCCAGCGCUCCACCGCCCGUGGCUGCGCCCGAGCCACAGCGCCCACCGCUGUUGAAGGUUGGCCCUUCACACCUGCCAGGCUUCCAGACUUCGAGGACAUCGUCCUCUGAUGGCAUUAGCUCUGUCAUCACGACCUCCACAAUGCGCGCCCCCACAGUGCCUCCCAUCAAAGAGAUCCAACGUCAGGCCCAUGCAAGCCCUGCAGUCAACAGCAUGCCUCGAAGCGCCUUCACGCAGAUGCGCAGGAAGAUAUUGGACAGGGAGUUUUGGAUGAGAGACGAGAACGCGAAGGACUGCUUCAACUGCGGAGAUGCAUUCACGACCUUCCGAAGAAAACACCACUGUCGUACGUGUGGGCAGAUCUUCGACUCCAAGUGCACCUCUAUCGUGUCGGGCAAGCUUUUUGGACAGCCGGGCAAUCUCCGAGUAUGCAAGCCUUGCGAGAACAUCAUAUACGGCCAUGACGACGACUCUUCCGACUACACGGAUGAAGGAGACCAGGCAUCCAUCUAUGACCACAGCAACCAAGCCGAGGUUUUCGACGAUGACGAUGACGAUGACACUCAUCCGCAACACGACCACACGAAGAUCGGCACGCCUACCAUCAGCAUACCCAUGUCGCGGAAGAGUGGAAGCGAGAAGAAGCGCCGAUCUCAUGUCAUCGAGGUUGGUGCUCAGACUCUUGCCAGACCAAGUUCAUCACGGUCGUUGCGCUCGCUCAGUGGGCGACCGCGCUCUUCCAGCCACAAACGCCAUCACUCGAAACACCAACACAUGCGCCAUGUCAAACACGACGACCGUGCGCCAUUCCACCAGUAUCUCCACGAGAACCCUCGAAGCCAGCCGAACUUGCCUGCUUUCCACCACGAUAACAUCAUCGACCCUGACCUGGCGCCUUUCAUGUCCGACGAUGGCUCGAGCGAGGAGGAGCAUCCAAGCAUCUUUGCCGCCUUGAACGCAGACACUUCCACCGGCACGGGCCUCGAGGGCGAUAAAGGUGGGUUUGGCGGUCUUCUGGCGUCGUUGAAGAAGGGCAAGUCGCGUGCGGGAGACAAAAGCGGACCUGCUCGAGACAGCGACAACAUCAGCAUCGCAAGUCGACAUGGCGCGCGACCAACGAGAAGACGGAAUUUGAGUGUCAGCAGCAUCACAAAUCGUCCCUCACCUCGACGAGCCAAGAGCAGCACCUUGCUAAGACCCUUCACCGCAGGGUUCGGUGCAGGCGGACUAGGGUCGCAGUCCGGGACUCCACAGCUUCGCCCUUCUCCCUCGCCGACGCCACCGGGCACGAAGAUCACACGCAGUGCUUCGAUGCAGGGUGGAAUAUUCCCCAAAGUCGAGCUCAACAAAGCCAGUCUCGAUCAUGCCCGCAAGCUGCUUACGCAAAUGCUGCGGGAUGCAGGCGUUGCGCACGUGUCCAGCUGGGAGAAAGCUCUCAUUCCGAUCUUGCGCCAAUGCACAGAUGACGUCAACCCGGAUGUGGACAGAGGCGAUGACAUAGAUGUGCGAAACUACAUCAAGCUGAAGAAGAUCCCUGGCGGAAAACCGCGCGACACAGCAUACGUGUCAGGAGUAGUGUUUACGAAGAACGUCGCCCUUCGAAGCAUGCCACGCAAUAUACCGAAUCCGAGGAUCAUCAUCAUUACAUUUGCGAUCGAGUACGCACGACAUCAGACGCACUUUAUGAGCUUGGAACCUGUCAUUGCUCAAGAGCGAGAGUAUUUGCGCAACUUGGUCAGCCGCAUUGCAGCGCUUCGGCCACACGUUCUACUGGUUCAGCGUAACGUGUCCGGCCUGGCCCUCGAGUUGCUCGACCAAGAGGGCAUUGCCGUGGUCUACAAUGUCAAGCCUACUGUACUGAACGCUGUUGCCAGAUGUACGCAAUCGCGGAUGAUCUCAUCUGUUGACAAGCUCGCCAUAGAUCCGUCUCACCUAGGACGUUGUGGCAGCUUUGACGUCCGGACAUAUGUACACAAGAACGUCAAGAAGACGUACAUCUAUCUGUCUGGAUGUCAGAAAGAUUUGGGAUGCACCAUCAUCUUACGAGGCGCUGAGAACCAUGACUUGGUCAAACUGAAGCGUGUCACGGAGUUCAUGAGUUACGUGGUGUACAAUCUCCGCCUCGAGACCUGCCUCAUGCGAGACGAGUUCGUGGACACACCAACAGAGUCGGUCGUCGACCCUCAUGCCUUCGGCGAUGGUGAGCAUACGGAGAAUAUCAACGAUGCGAUAGCCAACGCAGCUGGUGUGGAAACUCACUCUGACGACAAGCUAUCAGCUGGAGACGCCGCGCCCUCAUACUACAGCGAUCUGGUGGAGAACCACCGUACAAAAGUGUUAUCCUCGUCACCAUUCGUCAAGUUCAUGCAGCCGUACCUCCUAGAACAGGCUCGCCAAUACGAGAGGAAGCUUGAUCGCCUCCGGAACUUCAAGAAUCAGUACACCCCUGAGUCUGAUGAUCAAGAAGAAGAAGAAGAAGAAGAAGGAGGAGGAGGAGGAGGAGGAGAAGAGGAAAGGGCGACUCACCAGAAUUUUGAACUCGUACAGCCGGAGAUGGUUCACACUGUUGUUGAACAAGCUUCGAAACAGGUUCGUGAGUUCCUCUCUGCCGUGCACGCAUCUGAAUACGACAAAGCCCUCCACAACUACGAAACACAGAAACGACAGUGGGAAGCGUAUCUAUUGGGAAACGCGGAUUUGUACGACCCAUUCAACCAUCAAAGGAUCGCAGUCUUGUACAGUGUGGUUAACACCACCACUUCGACGCCCUGCAUUGGACCGGAAAUCAUCGCACUUGGUUUCUAUCAAGAACACGACUACGACGAUGGCUUCACCCCUGACUGCACACUUGGCCAGUAUGUCGAGGAUCUCUGCACGUCAGCAGGCGUCGUCUGCGAAGUGGAUGGAUGCAACCGACGAAUGGUAGACCAUUCGCGUCAGUACGUGCAUGGCGAAGGACAAAUGACGGUUGUCGUUCAGAAGCAUCCCCCGAAACUGAAGGGCCUGUAUCAAGCAAUCCUGAUGUGGAGCGUGUGCAGGAAAUGCGGGCAAGAAACGCAGCCAAUUCCCAUGUCCGAGUGGACCUGGAAGUACUCCUUUGCCAAGUACCUCGAGUUGACUUUCUGGAGCACGCAGCUGCAUCCUCGGGCGGGCGUGUGUCCCCACGACAUCCACAAGGACCACGUACGUUACUUUGGCUACAACAAUGUCGCACUUCGCAUCCAGUACGACGCCGUACCAAUGUACGAGGUCAUAGUGCCGAGACCAAACAUCACCUGGAAAGUGGACAGUGAUCUGAGGCUCAAAAACGAGCAGUUCCUGAAGAUCGAAGAACGGUUGGACUGUUUCAUGGCUUCAGUGCGCGCUCGCAUCAGGAGCAUUCACGUCGAGAGCGUGAUUGCCGAAAAGGUCGAAGCAUGUAGGGCAGAGGUCGAGCAUCUCAUCAAGCGCGUGAAUGACGAGCACGAGUUCCUGCGGCACAAACUGCAGGACAAGUACAUGAACUCGAAGUACUACGAGAUAAUCCCACUCAAUCGCGCCAUUCGUGCGAUACAGGAGAAAGCCAUCGCCUGGGACGAGACGUUCAUGGACUUUGAACGAAUGUUCUUCCCGUCUGAGAAGGACAUUCGAAGGCUCGCCACUUUGCAAUUGAAGAAGCUUUUCCUUGAACGCGACGAAUCCAGUACAUCGCUGACCUCAGUUGAUGAAGGCGUAGAGUCUGGUGAGGAAGAGCCUGGAUAUGAUGAUAAAGAUGAUUCGUUAGCGUCGACGCCGAUGCCAUCGAACAUGUCCUCAGAAAAGGCCACUGACAUGUUGACCUUGGUGGUUAAAGAGGACGGAGAUGCACCCGCCGCCGAUGCGGAUGUUACGCCUUUAGCGGAACGACCAUCCACACCCAUCAAAGCGAUCUCCGACUUGCCUAUCCAGACACCACGCGAAGCUGUGGAGCGAGAAGAUGUGCGACACCUCGACCUUGCAGUAUCGUCAGAUUUCCCAAUCAAAGACGACCAGCCUCCGCAGACGCCAACAUUGUCCCCUGAUGGGAAUCAGCUUGAUCCAGGAUCACCUACACCCACGAGCCAUCCAAAGAUCAACCCGAUUGACAAGUCUUUGGCGGAUGCCAUCGAAAAUAUGCAGGGUUCGCCUUCGCCUUCGCCAUCACCAACGCCUCACAUGACAUUGGAAAGCAAGAUUCCACGACUGGUAGACACCAUUCGGCGCGAGACCCCAGCAAGACCCGCCGCAUUGGCACGCACUCAAUCACAACCUGGCAACAUUCCAAAGCACCCAUCGACCCUCCCGCCAGUGGGACCAUACAAGUCAGACGUCCUCCGACCAACGUUCAACGAAUCGCAGAAAGCUCUGGAACGCAUGACCGAGCGAUUACGUCUUGGUAUCUCAAAGCAGUCAAGGUCUACGUCGAGGAUUCCACGCUCUGUGCCUUUCAAGAGUCAGUCGACCAAAGUGUCAAAGCUCGCUGAACACUUUGAACAGCUGUCACGCGAGUUCCAAAAGGAGCGCACACGUGAGCGUUAUCGUGCAAGGGACAGACAAGUGCGCGCAUAUCCGCUUGCGUCAUCCAAGCCCAUUGUCGAGGUCUACAAGGACGUUCACGAAGCAGUCCAAGAGAACACUGCAUCUGAUGAGGAUGUGCAGGUUGAGCCUCCUCCCCGUACAAGCGUCGACAAUAGUACUCUUGACGACAGUGCGGUCACAGAGACGACGGACGUCACGACAGCCCCCCAAUCGCCGGUCGACGAGCGUCAGGGCAGGGAUAUGGUGGAUACUCACACUGACAGCGAAGAGUCACCCCAGGCCGACAGUCAUCCCGCAUCUGAUGCUGAGAACGACACGAGCGAUGUUGAAAUGGCUCCAGAAGACGUUCCAUUACCAGACAGCAUCUCAAGCUCGCAGCUUCUUAACAUGAGCGAUUCCCAGCUCGAGGCUUCAUUGGAACUCCCAAAGCAUGAGAAGACGACACUGCUAAAGAUGCUGACCAACUUCUGGUCAGAGCGCUCUGCAAGCGGAUGGGCACCCCUCGACUACCCCUUCGCGCAGAUUGAGCACGUUUGGGAGGACUCGGAUAUCAUCGUUCGCGAAGAUGAGCCCAGCUCAAUCAUCGCGCUGGCCUUGUCCAGCCCUGACUACCUGGCUAAACUCCAAUCUUUCCGUGACGAUCCAUCUGGCCUAGACAUGGAGUCCAUGGAAGGUUCAAUCGAGCGCAACCUCCUCCACGACAAGAACACCAAUAUCCGGUAUGGCUUCACCAAUCGCGGAGUCAAGGCGCAGUGCAAAAUCUUCUAUGCGCAGUCUUUCGACGCGCUCCGUCGAAAAUGUGGGGUCGCCGACCGCUUCGUCGAGUCGCUUUCGCGUUGCUCCAAAUUCGAGUCGAAAGGUGGAAAAUCCAAAUCCAUCUUCCUCAAGACCCUUGAUGACCGCUUCAUCCUCAAAUCCCUGUCGCCGAUCGAGGUUCAAGCCUUUUUCCGCUUCGCUCCCAACUACUUCGCCUUCACGCACCAGAAUCUAUUCAGGCAGCUACCCUCCGUCAUCGCUAAGAUGUUCGGCCUCUUCCAAGUCCAAAUCAAAACACCUACAGGCCGCGACUUCGACUGGUUUAUGCUGGUCAUGGAAAACUUGUUCUACGACCGCGAACCUAAUCGACGGUACGAUCUCAAAGGCAGCAUGCGCAACCGCAAGAUUCAAUCCACGGGUGAGCGCGACGAAGUUCUGCUUGACGAGAACCUUGUCGACAUCAUCUACUCCGAGACACCUAUCUUCGUCCGUGAACACACGAAGAAGUUGCUCAAAGCCAGUGUGUGGAACGACACGCUCUUCCUUUCACAGAACAAUGUCAUGGAUUACUCGCUCAUGGCUGGGUUCGAUGAUGCUGAACGCGAGAUCAUCGUUGGUAUCAUCGAUUGCAUUCGCACAUAUACGUGGGACAAGAAACUCGAGUCUUGGAUCAAAGAUCGCGGGAAGAACAAGCCGACCAUCACAUCCCCUAAAGACUACCGCAAUCGGUUCAGGAUCGCAAUGGAGAAGUACAUUCUUCAAGCUCCGAAUUGCUGGCACCAGUUCGCUGGGCGCAUGGCGGCUGGUGGUGAUCGCAGGAGGUUGGUCCUUGAGGACACAAGUGCGGGUGGGGAGGGGCACAGGAGGAACGUCAGCAGUGGAAGUACUAUUGGCGGCGAUGGGAGCGGUGGACACAGUAGAGGAGGCAGCCUGACACAGAGGGGCAUGUUGGAGGGUGUGAAGAACAUGGGAGAUGAGAUUUCGAGGGCGGAGGCGAGGAAGAUAAAUAUCACGUUCAACCUCUGCGCGAGCCUGUUUGUCACGCAGCGCAGCACCGACUCACAACGUACGAAACUUAUCAAUGCCGCCCCGGAAUGUCUGGAUAGGGAGUUGCUCACUUGCGUCCCAAAGUCGAAUGCUACGAUACCAUGGGCAAGAGCGAUGCAAAAGGUGUUACGAGAACGGCGCUGUACUACAGUCGCAUAUUGGCAGCGACACCAGCAAACCGGGUUACGGCAUCAUGUGUCUAAGUUAAUCACAUGUUGCUCCGUCCAGGAAGUCAUCGUUUGUACUUCGUUCACCAGCCUUCACGCAAUCGAUUGGAAGCUGCCUUCACCAAAACUACAAUCAAUCUCACCUGCCAUUACCUCGAUCACUUCAACACCAAAUAUCACACCUCGUCUACUCAUCCACAUAAGCGAACACCUCAACGCCAACAGCUAUACCAACGACAUCUCACCCAACAUGCCAUUCUCACGCAUCAUCCCCAUCGCCCUGCGCUUCUUACAAUUCGUCUCCGCAGCUAUCGUCCUCGGCCUGAGCGCCCACUUCCUGCACCAGUACGAAGCGCACCACAUCGGCCCCUUCUCGCGCCUCAUCUACAGCACCGUCAUCUCUGCCAUCUCCGUGUGGCUCGCGCUGCUCUGGAUGGCACUCCCCAGCGCCACCAUCACCCACUUCAUCACCGACCUGCUCUUCUGCGCUGCCUGGUUCGCGGUCUUCGGUCUCCUGCAGGACUACUACGAUGACCAGAUUAAAUGUGGCAGCAUCUGGGCCUGGGACAACAUCGAUGUGACAAAUAAUUACUGUGGGCAAUGGAAUGCGGCGCAGGCGUUCAGCUUUUUGGCGGCGGUGUUUUGGUUUGCGAGUUUUAUUGUUGGGAUUUUGGCUUGGAGUAGGGAACGCAGUCGUGUAGCUACAGAUGGUGCGCCUGCUAGGACUUCUACUUUCUUUCUUGGGUACGAAUUGGAUUGCUGGUAUGCAUCCACUAAUGGGUACGGGCACGGCAAACAGUCUGCUGAAGAUGCGGCUGAUAUGUAUUACGGAGUAGGACUUUCAGUCAGCUUACGAUCAGACAUGAGUCACCGCCCCACCCCCCCGCAAGCACAUAAGAUAGCACGUACACCCCGACAUACCCCCUUGUCAAGUCUCCCCCUCCAACAUGUCUCUUCACGCCUCAAGCAUCCAAAAACAUCAAAUUCACCGUCCACCAUGACAUCUCCACGCGCCACAAUAGCCAUCCUCUCCAUCGGCCAAAUGGGCUUCGGCAUCGCGUCCCUCCUGCUCGCGCACUCCUUCCGCGUCAUAACAAACGUCUCAGACCGCAGCACCGCCACGCAGUCGCGAGCAAGAUCUGCGGGAAUCGAGCAGCGGGACGCAGACGCAGAUCUCGUUGCGCAAGCAGACUACGUUCUUAGCAUCGUGCCGCCCAAGGACGCACCAGCUACCGCGCAGCGCAUCAUCACCGCCUUGAAAGACAGCUGUGUGAGGAGAGGUAAGCGAGAAGCGCUGUGGUUUCUGGACCUGAAUGCGGGGAGCCCGGAUGGAGUUACGCAGCUGUAUGAGUUGUUUGGGCGGGAAGCGGAGGGAGUGCGCUGGCGGAUGCGCCGAUCGAUGGGGAGAGGCUCGCACACGUGCUGA
Macroventuria anomochaeta is the source of this 8892-nucleotide messenger RNA. RefSeq lists its product as uncharacterized. Gene Ontology annotation, molecular function: metal ion binding; 1-phosphatidylinositol-3-phosphate 5-kinase activity; ATP binding. Gene Ontology annotation, cellular component: endosome membrane; fungal-type vacuole membrane. Lineage: Eukaryota; Fungi; Ascomycota; Dothideomycetes; Pleosporales; Didymellaceae. The record is from RefSeq and is a predicted model, not a curated record. Bases 1 to 8892 code for a protein of 2963 amino acids. The transcript has 7 exons. Gene Ontology annotation, biological process: phosphatidylinositol phosphate biosynthetic process.